GCCACGGCUGCCGGCUGCCGAGAGGCUGGCGGUGCCUGGCAGAGUCGGCGGGUUCUCGGGUUCUCGGGGUGCUGCAUUGUAGCGACCAAAUUCAAUCUUCAUCUUUUAAUAAUUUGCAUAUGAAAGGGGGAGCUGGCUGGACCUCUGCUAGGGCCCCCUCGGUCGCCCCAAGCCCUCCAAUCUUCUCCCACCCUCCAGGAGCCCGGGAGCCCCUCCGGCCUGCGCCCCCUGCAUGCCCUCUCUGCUCCCCAGCCUGAGAACACUAGCUAGCUCAACGACUGGGGUUCCCUGCCACGGAACCCCAGCAAGAGGUCCUAGAGACUCUUGGCUGCCCAGUAGUCCCCGCCACGACUCUGUCCUCUGCCCCCUUGCUGUUGUCCAACUAUUUAUUGACUCCGGGUUUUUCCUGAAACUAUAUUUUGUCAUAUCAAAUAAAGACAAAGAGAGAACAGGACGAAAGACACAGGACUCCUCUCUGUUUGGGGCACGGAUUGGGUGAAAGUGGCUACCUGGGCAGAGGGGUGCAGGGGGAGGCGCACAGCCUUAGAGCCUCUCCUUUAAGAGCAUUUUGAGGAGCUUCUAGGAGUUGAGAAGAGGGACUAAAAUUUUGCUUCUUUCCUGAUCCCUGGGAUAGGGGGCAGGGGAGGGCGCCCAAGCCAUCUGUGCAGGCCCCCCGAGCUGCUGCGCUGGCCAAGGCAGCAGGCCCCACACCCGCUUCCCACCUUGGCUGCGUAUAUCAGACUCUUAGGCUGGCAGCGGCCCCCACGGCCUGCCAGCGUGCAUCUGCCAGGGAUGGUGGUGGCUCCGCAGGGCAGGGCUCUGAGUCAGGCCCUUCUGGGCCUCUUUCGGUGUCUGGAAGGACUGGGUGGUGCCUGUGGGGCUUCACUGGACAGAGAGGGAGGGCUGAUCCUUCAGCCUAGGGUCCCUUUGGUCCCAGAAGGACCCUCAGAAAGAGCUGGCACUGUUCCGUUGAGAGGGUGCUGGGGGAUGGAGGUGUGUCUCAAUUUUCUGAAAUGAUGCGUAAGAGGGGCGCACGGAGUGCACUCUGCAACGUGUACCUGUCUAGCAGGGGGCCUCCAGACUGUCUCCCCCACCUUCUAGGGCCUAGGGCUAUGCAGGACAAUUAGCUGGGAAUGAAACUGCAUAGACCAGUGCCUGAGUCGUCUGUUCACCGUCAUUUAUCUCAGUCUCUGAGAUUUUGUGCGGAGGGGGAGGGUGGCCUAGAGGGAAGGGGAAAGGCAGAUAAUUCAGGUGGUGCCCGAGGCUGCUCUAGGCCCACGCUCUGCUCUGCUCCAGGCUCCUGGGACAGGGUGGGGGAGGAAGUACUUUAUAGGAGAAACAAAUGUGGGAAGGGUCCAUAAAACUUUACUGCAUUUCCUCUCCUGCCUCCCACAAUGGGGUAAUUUCCUGGAGCCAAGCCUAGGCCCCCCACACUGGUUGGGGGGAGGGUUCAGGAGCCUGGCUAGAAGGCUGCUCCCGCAGCAAGAGGGAAAGGGAGCAGAGAGGUUCUGGGGAGGGGCAGGGGGAAUAUUUAUGAUUAUUAAUGCUGAUGUUCCUUGGAUUUAUUAUAAGGACUGACUUCUCUGCAUCCCACUGUCUAAGCUUCCCAGCUGCCCUUUUUUAAAAGACCUGCCAGCCUGAGCCCCUGCUUAACACUUAGGACUUCGCCACAUCUGUGUACUGAACUGUGCCCCCUGCCACCACCCUUCCCCUUUCACACUGCACCCAGCAAAGGUUAGGGUGCCAGUAAUGGUCCUGUCUGCUCUGAACACAGCAGUCAGCCCAGCCAACUCAUCUCCACCUCCUGCUCUCUCUCUCUCUCUCUCUCUCUCUCUCUCUCUCUCUCUCUCUGUCUCUCUCUCUCUCUCUCCCCCCCUCCCUCCCUCUCUAAUAAAAUGUGUAAUUUUCUUCAGGGAGUUAUUUUAAUUUUUUCUCCAUGCUGAGUAAAACUAUUGGGCAGGCAGUGAAGCGAGGAGAAGGACUGGAGUCUCCAAUGGGUAACAGUUAACUAAGAAAGAGGCUGAGACCGGCCCGCGCCAGCCUCCCUGGCUGCGGAGACCCUGCGCUUCCUCCCCAGGGCACUCACUGCCCCGGAAGAACCGAGGGCUGUGCCAGGGGUAAGGGCAACGUUGCUCAGACCCACUGGGCAGGGCGCCUUGGCCCUGCCAGGCACUCAGAGUGUCCUCCUGGCAGGGUCUGGGCCCUCUCUUCCUGGAGGAGCUGGAAUACUGACUCACUGACCAGGCAGGGGAAGACGCAGUCCUGCCUGCCAGUCUCCCACUCCUGCCACAGUCUGCAGGCCUGCGCCCAGGCCCCAGCCUCUGCCUCCGCAGCGACAGCGGCCACAGCCUAGGCAGAGGCCUCCGACCUGCCCCAAGCACUGGGAGUCGGUCUGGCCCCCACACCCUCUCUUCCUUUCUGAGCAAAGGCCUCUGCUUUGCAGCCUGGGGUGGUUCCCGACCAGCCAGACUCCUAGAACACUCUCCAAGUUCCAGGCUUUGGAACUGCUCUGAGGAAGUUAGUGGAGGGGCUUCUGAGUCCCAAACAGAGACCAGGGAGACCUCUUCACGCUGCCCUGAAACCCACCCACUCUGGUAUUGAGAAAAAAGGGGAAGAAGCGUGACUUACCUUCCUGGGGGAGUGGGCAGAGGGGGGACACCGCCCACUCUGAGCAAUUAGAGGAGAGAGGAGGAGAAAAAUGAGAGGAAAAAAAUAUCAACACGACCUCGAAGGCGACAGGUCCUUAUGGAAAUAAGUUAGUAAGUAAAUAAAUAAAUAAGGAUCCACCCUCUCCCCCCCCACCCUGCAGGGGGGGUGUGGGGGUGGGGCAAGGAGGAGCACCCGGGCUUUUUAGUGUCACUGAGCAUUAGAGAAACACGCAUGGCUUCUAUGUGAAUUUAGGAGUUUGAAACUUUUGGAGGUUAUUUAUGUGAAUGGCCUGAAGGCAAGGCCGUGAGUGGCUCUUGGGGGACCACGUGAUGUCAUUAAACCAAGUUUUAUGGUGUAGGGAGAGCUGACAAACCCACAAUAUAUUUACAUCAUAUAUAAUCUUAACUGUCCAGCCACGCAGCUGCUGGUGAGGUUUAAUGCUAGGACAGAGGGCCUGGCAGUUAGAGGGGAUUACGGCGCUGGGGAUGGUGGUGAGAGAGGUUACAUCUUCGCAAAUGAAUCCCAGGCGAAUGCUCGGGGGCUCAACCCCCAGACCUCCAGAAAUGACGUCAGAAUCAUUUGCAUCCCGCUGCCUCCACCUGCCCGGUCCAGCUGGGACCCAGCCUCGCCUGCCCCAUGGCCAGAGGGUUGGAAAUUAAUGAUCAUGAGCUCGUAUUUGAUGGACUCUAACUACAUCGAUCCGAAAUUUCCUCCAUGCGAAGAAUAUUCGCAAAAUAGCUACAUCCCUGAGCACAGUCCGGAAUAUUACGGCCGGACCAGGGAAUCGGGAUUCCAGCAUCACCACCAGGAGCUGUACCCACCACCGCCUCCGCGCCCUAGCUACCCCGAGCGCCAGUAUAGCUGCACCAGCCUCCAGGGCCCGGGCGCCGCGCGAGGCCACGGGCCGGCCCAGGCGGGGCACCACCACCCCGAGAAAUCGCAGCCGCUCUGCGAGCCGGCGCCCCUGCCAGGCGCCUCCGCGUCCCCGUCCCCAGCCCCGCCGGCCUGCAGCCAGCCGGCCCCCGACCACCCCUCCAGCGCCGCCAGCAAGCAGCCCAUAGUCUACCCAUGGAUGAAAAAAAUCCACGUUAGCACGGUGAACCCCAAUUAUAACGGAGGGGAACCCAAGCGCUCGAGGACAGCCUACACCCGGCAGCAGGUCCUGGAAUUGGAGAAAGAGUUUCAUUACAACCGCUACCUGACUCGGAGGAGACGCAUCGAGAUCGCCCACUCGCUGUGCCUCUCUGAGAGGCAGAUCAAAAUCUGGUUCCAAAACCGGCGCAUGAAAUGGAAGAAGGACCACCGGCUCCCCAACACCAAAGUCAGGUCAGCGCCCCCGGCCGGCGCUGCGCCCAGCACCCUGUCGGCGGCCACGCCGGGCACUUCUGAGGACCCCUCCCAGAGCAGCACGCCGCCGGAGCCGCGGGCAGAGGACAUCACCAGGUUAUAAGACAUAACUCACGCCCUGCCCCACCCCUGCCCGGUCCCCUCCUCACACACAAAUUGACUCUUAUUUAUAGAAUUUAAUAUAUAUAUAUUUUUGGUUCUUUUUCUCUCCUCCUGCCACCUUCUCCCUCGUCCAUUCCAAACAGACAGAACAGAUAAACAAACAAGCCCCCAGCCCUUGUCUCCCUUCCACGGUUAAGGCCCCUUGUGAGCAUGUGAUAUUGUCUUAGCAUGGUACCUGCUGGGUUUUUUUUAAAGGCCAUUUUGGGGGGUUAUUUAUUUUUUAAGGAAAAAAAAAAGCUGUAAAAAUUAUAUAUUGCCAGGUGCGAUGGUCUGGUUUGGGUGGAUUUCAGGGGAAAUGAGGAAAAGAAAAAAGGAAAGAGAUUUUUAAGCCAAUUCUCCUCCUCCUCCUAUCCCCCCCACCCCUCCCUUUCCUUAGGCCGUUUGCAUUGAAAAUGCACCAGGGGAGGUUAGUGAGGGGAAGUCAUUUUAAGGAGAACAAAGCUAUGAAGUUCUUUUGUAUUAUUGUUGGGGGGGGCUGGGAGGCGCAGGGGGAAGACAGCAGACAAAGCUAAAUGCAUCUGGAGAGCCUCUCAGAGCUGUUGGUUUGGAGAGCCAAAAGAAAAUAAAAAUGAACUUUGAGUGCAGAGAGGCAGGCUAUAGGUAGGACCCCACCCCCACCCCCGUCGUGGUUAUUGUGUCUUUGGACUGAAUUUACUUGAUUAUUGUAAAACUUGCAAUAAAGAAUUUUAGUGUCGAUGUGAAAUGCCCCGUGAUCAAUAAUAAACCAGUGGAUGUGAAUUAGUUUUA
This is a messenger RNA of Talpa occidentalis (Iberian mole), 4905 nucleotides long. It is a transcript of the gene HOXC4, whose product is annotated as homeobox C4. Gene Ontology annotation, cellular component: nucleus. Gene Ontology annotation, molecular function: RNA polymerase II cis-regulatory region sequence-specific DNA binding; DNA-binding transcription factor activity, RNA polymerase II-specific. Lineage: Eukaryota; Metazoa; Chordata; Mammalia; Eulipotyphla; Talpidae. Bases 3308 to 4099 code for a protein of 263 amino acids. The record is from RefSeq and is a predicted model, not a curated record. Gene Ontology annotation, biological process: anterior/posterior pattern specification; regulation of transcription by RNA polymerase II; embryonic skeletal system morphogenesis. The transcript is spliced from 4 exons.